Molecule: messenger RNA, 3582 nt
Organism: Orbilia oligospora ATCC 24927
Lineage: Eukaryota; Fungi; Ascomycota; Orbiliomycetes; Orbiliales; Orbiliaceae
Exons: 3
Coding region: 1-3582 (1193 amino acids)
Source: RefSeq, a predicted model, not a curated record
AUGCCUGCACGCGAUCUCGCAGAAGAUCUUGCCAAGGCGAUCUUUAAACGGCUUCCUGGAAAAAUUGCUAAAUCCCAAAAUGUCGAGUUUUUGGCUGAGAAUUAUCUCUCCAAAGAACCAUCUCCUGGUUUAGAUCCUGAAAUUUCUAGAGAGGUGCGGCUAGAAACCAUUUUUGAUCGCUAUAUUAGAGAUUUGGAUAUCUAUCUCCCAAAAUAUUUGGAUGAACUCCUCGAUGAAGAGGUUAAAAGGAUACCAGUACUUCCUGAAGGAGUGGAGGUAGAAGAGGACGAAGAGGACGAAAAGCAAGAGAGGAGCGAGAAUGCUGAUUUAGAAUUGGCACCUGUACUUCAUGAGAAAGACAGCGAGUUCAACUCCCAACCUAUUCUACAUACUACGAAUAAUCCGGGGAGCUUUUCGAGCCCGGGUACCCCUACAACUAGCCCAGCACCACCCGGAACAUUAGAUUCCCUUACAAAUCAUACUCCCGCCGGAGACUUCCUCACAUCUUCGAAUAAGAGUAGACCACAGAACAACCAAACCACCCCUGGGUUAACGAAGGAAACCUCAGAACAGAAUUCUACACCCGGCGGCUCGGGAAAUUUCAAUCAGGCUUCAGACACCGAGUUUAGUGACUCAGAUAGCGCUUUCUCUUCACGACCCAGUUCUGCGGGAACCUCUGCAACAAGUCUAUUUGACCCCUUUGAUUCAAUCCUUGAUGCUUUGCCAAAAACAAUUGAGGGGUCGCCAAACCAGAAUGACCAAUCUGGUUCCACAGACCAGCCUCUUCUAUUCCAGACUACAAGUCCGGUAGAACUCCCAAGCACGAAAUUUGGCGCCGACUCGCAGUUAGUGGGGCAGGCUCCUCAACUGACUUCGAAUACAGACCUGAUUGAUCCCGUCAACAUCAUAAACCAAAAUGAAGUUCACACGCCUGUCAACUCUGUGGCUGGUCCAUCAGAAGCAAAGAGUUUUCCUGGGAGUUCGAAUCCAGACCAUGAGAAUGAGAUUGCAAAAAAUGAUUUGAAUCAGCAUAGGCCUGAAGAUAAUCCCAUCAAUGAGGAAUCUUCUUCCCCAGUUCCUCUACCAGAAAUCGGAUCUCCAUUCGAUCAGCUUAGUAGAAGCACUACUAAUACUACAAGCACUCUAUCUCGUCUUGGGAACACUCAAGUUCCUGGGUCGACACCUGAAAAUUACAAACCAAGGGGUCAAUCAGAGAUCCUGAAUUCUAAAACCACGCCAAUUGGGGGGGCCUCCGCUCCGACAAGCCUAGCACCAGAGCGACCUUCCCUACAGCCACAAAUUUCUGGGUCAGAUAGCCCAAAUGAUAGCUCAGAUAAUAAUUAUCAGCGAGACCCAACUUCGACAGAAGUAAAAUCAACUCAGCCUAAGGUCUUAGGUAGCCCAGACCAAUCUCUUCCCAAAGAGCAACCCGAGACCAUUUUCUCCCCAGCACUCCCAACCCCGGAGAUGGUGUUCGAUAAACCAGGGCUCUGUUCUCCACUAUCUGAAUCGAGUGCUGAGCCAGAUGAUGAUGAUGAUAGAACCCUCAGUCCCAGUUCGAAGACACAGAUCUCUAGAGCCCAGACACCCAUUCCUAUCGGAAAAGCAACAGGUUUGGGCCUGUUAACUCAAGACUCUACGGAACUUCAAACACAGCAAGACCCAGUUUAUAUUGUCGGGUCAGACCAAGAGCCUCUUUUCACGCCACCCUACUAUCAGGAUGCUCAGGUAUCUUCACCCCAAUUCUUAGAUAACCCACCAUUGGUGGUGCCUCUAGGAGAAGAGAGGGUGCUCCCAGCUGCAAUUCAAACAUCCGAGGAAGCAGGCUCGACAUUAAACUCGGAAUGUAAUAAACCGACGGGAGGUCUCGGCGUCAAAGACUUGUUGAACAUUAGUCCUACAAAGUCCCUUGAAACCCCCCAACUACCCUCGAUUCACAAUAUUACUGCGGGAGGUACAAACCAAGAAAGUUUAGAUAGGGAAGGGGAAGGUAGCCUUUCAAGUAAGGAACUUAGAACAGCGGCAUCGCCUUUGAAUCCAUCAAACCUCGAACCCUCGCAACCAAAAACACCAAGUCAAAAACAAGUCAAAGGACUAUCAGCGUUAGCAGAAACCAUGCUCGGAAAAACUCUAGUUCCUGCUAAAGCUCAGGUUGAAGGACUGAAGUCCGCUCUACCCACUGCGCCGGUCCCUGAACUCCAAAACUUUCCUACAUCAGAUCCGGAAGCAGAAACACCAUCGGUGACUACUGUUUCUCCAAGCCCAGGGGUUUCAGCUGACUUUGAUACCAACGAUGAAAGCCCAAAUAAUAAAGAUUUGUCCUCCGGGCUACUAGGCAAAAUUUCUCUCAGCAAUAUUCUACCCGAUUGGCGUUUAAAAACUCCUAUUCUACCGAAUAUUCUACCCCAAAUGCCAACGGUCUCUUUGUCUUGGAUAGCUCCUGUAUCACUUACUUCGAGGUCCGAUCUCACGGUCAAGAAGAGUUUGGUAACAGACGAACAUACAGCUAUUUUAGAUGGUUUGAAAGGAAAUCAAGUUGGCUUGGGCGUCCUCCAAGGAGAAAAUUCAGAUAGUGAAAAUAGUACCGACGAACUUUAUGAAGACACCAUCUUCAUUCUACCUCCAACUCCAGGCGGCUUUCCACCCAUGGAGGAACUUUCCGAGGAACCAGUCACAGAAAUCCUGGAAAUGACAACCUCAGAACCAGAUAAUCAUCCAGAUGCAUCGUCAACCGAACCCCCUCCAAGCGAUCUAUGGGAUCAAGUAAUAUCUUUGCUGAACACAAUAAUACUUCAAGCAUGGAUACCCUACUUCGAGUUUGUCAGCUACUUGACGUUUUCGUUCAAAGCUCUUAACGACAGCCACACAGAGUUUCCAAUAUUCAAUUCCCUUAUUUUAGACUCCUGGACUCCUGGACUAGAGCUGCUUCAUUGUAUAAUAUCUUUACCACAUUUGUUGCCGGAGCACAUCGUUCCAGAAUCAGACCGCUUCACUCAACCUUCUAUCGAAUUCUGGAUUCCAGUUUUAGAGGCUGUGGACCAUAUUUUGGCAGCCCUAACACGAGUUCCCUAUCACCUUCUUUUCUCUUUAUCAACCUACAAGUCACUCGCUUCUCUCAUACUCGAGCUCUCGUUUACUAUCGGAAAUUUACGAUACUCUUCUCUACCGCCUGAGUUUGUUGCUCAGUUGACGGAAAUCCUGCCCUCCUUUCCGAUUACAUCUUGGCUUAAACUUUAUGAAGAGGCAUUUUCGUCCCUUUUCCAAAAGACGGCAACGAAAGACUCUCCUGAAGAAAACUCCCUGGACCCUCUUCCAUCUUCUUCAUCUCCCUCGUGCCCCCACGAAUCCUUUUCGGUCUGCACCUGCCAAGUUGUCAAGUCAUUUUCACCCCAAACAAAUUCCGAGUUUAACUUUUACAUCGGGUUUCGGUUCAAUCCUCAGCUCUUGCAGAAGGCUGGAUGUGCCAAUAUACAAUGCUCCUAUUCCCAUUUAUAUCUCUACUUGAUCCUUCUUACAUGGGUCACUGAGCCAGCCUACAUUGGUUCCCUUUAUCUGUUCUUCAUUUAUCUUACUCGUCUUUGA